UCCUCCUCGUCUUCGUCGUCGUCGUCGUCGUCCGCCGCCUCCAGCGCCAUGGAGGAGGCCCGCCCGCAACGGCCCCCGUCGCCGCCUCCUCCUCCUCCUCCUCACCGGUGCCAGGAGGCUUCUGGAAACCGGGGAGGCGAAAUGAUGUUGUCGGAACAAGCCCAGAAGUGGUUUCCCACCCACGUGCAGGUCACGGUCCUCCAAGCCAAAGAUCUCAAGCCGAAGGGCAAAAGUGGCACCAACGACACAUACACCAUCAUUCAGCUGGGCAAGGAGAAAUACUCCACCUCCGUAGCCGAGAAAACCCUGGAUCCCGUCUGGAAAGAAGAGGCCUCUUUCGAGCUCCCCGGAUUACUGAUGCGGGGCAAUCCGGAGAAAUACUUUCUCUUCCUGGUAGUGAUGCACAGGUCACUGGUGGGGCUUGAUAAGUUUCUGGGCCAGGUGGCCAUCAAUCUGAAUGACAUCUUUGAGGACAAACAGAGAAGGAAAACAGAGUGGUUUAGUUUGGAAUCCAAACAAGGCAAAAGAGCCAAAGACAGAGGGGAAAUCAAAAUCAAUAUCCAGUUUAUGAGGAACAAUAUGACAGCGAGUAUGUUUGACUUAUCCAUGAAAGACAAAACCAGAUCUCCUUUUGCCAAGCUGAAGGAUAAAAUGAAAGGGAGAAAGAACGAUGGGACGUUUUCCGAUACGUCUUCGGCAAUCAUUCCGAGCACUCACAUACCUGAUGCCAACCCUGAACUUUCGAGUAGCGAAAUACAGAUGAAAUCCAAACCGAAAAAGCCUUUCCUUUUGGUACCCCAGCGACUUUCUUCAGCUCAUUCUAUGUCCGAUUUAACUGGGUCUCAUGUGUCGGCAGAAAAAUUGAAGUCGGGUGCCAUUAGCCAUUCACUUCUUUUUAGGCGCCAGUUAGAGUCAUUUGGUUCUGUUGAAGAAAAUGGAAAUCUCAAAUCACCACACAGAAGAACCUCAAGUGCUGAUACUUCUAAAAUGAACCAACCUGACAGCAGAGUUGAUGAAGGUGAAUCUUCCGUGGUAGCGCAAAAUGAUCCAUUUACGAAUGUGACUGCUUCAUUACCCCAAAAAUUCGCCACACUGCCGAGAAAGAAAAACCCAUUUGAAGAAAGUAGUGAAUCCUGGGAUAGCAGCCUGAAUUUAUUUUCCAAAUCAGAAACCCGAAAAGAAACUAAAAAAGAAAGGAGAGAGAAAGUUAGCCUUUUUGAAAGAGUGACUGGGAAAAAAGAUAACAGGAGGUCUGAUAAACUCAGCAACUGGGGAUCAGACAGCUCCUGUGACUUGAAAUCACCUAAUGCAUUUGGUGAAAAUCGCCAGGACUAUUUUGAUUACGAUUCCACCAAUCCGUUUACAACAAACUUCAGGACUACAAACAUGAUGCCGUCUCGCAGCACCUCAGUGAGCAGUCAGGUUGGAUUAUUCAAUAUCUCGUCCGACAGGAGAGCGGCAGCCAAAAAAGAAAGUUUUCAUAUGAAGCCAACGAGCACUGAAGACCUCAGGAAAAUGCUGGAGAGCAAUCCUUUCGAUGCCACUGCGGGAUAUCGCAGCCUGACCUAUGAAGAGGUGCUGCAGGAACUGGUGAAGCAUAAAGAGCUACUUAAGAGGAAAGAUACUCAUAUCCGUGAACUAGAGGACUACAUAGACAAUCUUCUUGUCCGCGUCAUGGAAGAAACUCCAAGUAUUCUCAGAGUGCCAUACGAACCUUCCAGAAAAGCUGGAAAAUUUUCCAAAAAUUAAUAAGCAAAUUACACUGCCUAGUCGGUUUUAUAUACUGGAUGCUAAUGGAAGAUCUUUGCACUACCUGUUGUAGGUUUUGUGAGUGUGUCUGUGUUUGUGUGUGUAUGUAUGUGGUGUGUGUGUGAGAGAGAGAGAGAAAUGAUUUUAACUUGAAGUAUUAGCUGGGGCUGCCCAAAGUAGUGAUACAUGAAAUGGGCUAGAUACCUUAAAAUAUUAAAUUAGAAAUACAGGCCUAGAAUCUUUAUAUGUAAAUAAUUCCCUGCGUAUGGUGGCAUUUGGAGAAGCAUAUUGAAGCAACCUAUUAAAAGGAACUUUAUCGUUCUCAAAACACAAAUGCGUUUCCAAAAGUGCCGAUCCCAUAUCUGCAGUGCAGUGUUCCCUGAGAGGUGAGGUAAUAAUUUAAUAGCAGUUCAUUUGGGAGUUUGUUUUGCCUCAGAAUCGUCACUUAAAAAUAACUCACGUAAAAUGUUUGUACUUUUUCUACACCUGAUUAUUUUCAAGGCUAUUAUCAAAAUCUGAAAGUGAAGGGGUGUAGUAAUAUUGUUGCCGAGAGGUCAUUUAUUAUCAGUAUUACAAUUUAAGAGAUUGCCAAAACAAUCUUAGUAACGUGCUUAUUUUUGAGAGAGCUAGGUACUUUUACUUUACAGAAAAUAUCUUUUCUGGAUGUUUAUUAGCAGGUAGAGAGCCAGAAGUGCUUUGUGAGCGUGCCAUUUCACACCUGCCUUGUAUGAGAAAGUUAGACACACCGUUCACUUCGUGAUGAUUCUCUGAAUGCAUUCACUGUACAACUUAAAUUUUGAAUUUCAACUAGACCAUAACUAUGUUCUAUCCUUUUGGUAAAGCUACUGCAUGCCUUUUAAGAUGUCAAAAUAAUAGCUAAGAAAAAUGGUAAAAGAUGGAGCCAGAAGUUAAAGAAGUUAGGUUGCUUCCUCUGUAAUGCCCAGAACAGUAUGUUUGGAUCUGAAUAUAGAAUGAAUACUGUGGUAGACCAAUUUUAAGAGCACUGGAAGUUGAAGGAAUUAAGCUAUCCCUAGCUUCUGAACACUGAGGCAAAAACAGAAUAGGUAGGGCAAUGUGAGAGUGUGUCGUAUAACAGUGUUAUUUUCCUAAAGGUUUAAUGUCAAGAGAUUGAAUGUGUCUGUUUAGCAAAAGGUUGGAUAGCAUUUUUUCCCCCAAAGCAUGUUUAAUUCCAAAAGGGUAUCGUUAAAUAUCGUUGUAAGCUUAUAUAAAAGUAAUGGUUGACUUCACCUGGAAAUUCCGAGUGCAUAAAAAAUAUAUAAUAUAUGUUCAGUAUUUAUUUUUGGAGAGUACCUCAUUGAAGGACAUAGAUUGUCUGUUACUGUAACAAUAGCCUAUUGGAUAAUUCUGUACUGUUCUUGGGGCUAAGGAGUUCUCAUCUGUAGGCCAAAAAUGUGAAAUUUUCCCCCACCUCCUGUAUUAUAGCAUAUUUUCAACACCUAAAAUAAGGUUUUCCCAAAAGUAAAAUGAAAAAUAUGGGUGGAUGUUCUUAGUUAUACCUGAGAAUUUUGAGAAGAAAGAGAACAGUACUUUAUUUUUUUGAGAAAUACUAAUACAGUUUCCAGAAAGUUAAAUAUUUUUGUUCAGAUUUCUUAGGAAAACAAGCUUACUGACAGGAUAGGAUCUUGCAUGACAGCUCAAAAGUGUUAAUACAUUUUUCAGUUCACUUAGAAGAACGAUGUAUUCCUCAUUUCUUUGUGAUGACUAGUUAUUUUCCAAAGUGGUAUUGGGAGGGUUGAUUAUUUUAUUGAAUUAUAGGAAAUAACAUUUUGGCCAUAUCAUCUGUUGGGAACACACUAAAACUUCAUAAGACAGUUUAGAAUGUAUUUUGUCAGUUUGCGUAUUUGGUGAUCAAUAUUUGUAGGAUGAUGAGUUUUGAAGUGUUACAUUUCUUUAGGAGAAUUUUAUUUUUCUCUACUGAAAUUCUCAUUUGCCAUAUCAAUCAUUCCAAAGUGUGUAUUUUUCAGUGUUAUCGAAAAGAUCCUCAAAAUGUUUUAAAAAUAGUUGGACAUCCUGCUAUGUAUAAUCAUAAAAGCCAUAUUGGGUGUGGGCCAGGUCUUCACUUUUGAAAACAGGUUAUUUGGGAAAUAAGGUUCUAUCCCAAUUAUUAAUUAUGUAACUAUUGUUUUCACCUCUCCCGGCUAAAAAGUACUGUAUUCACAUUUUCAAUUUUAAUUACACUUGCACCACCUACAAUGAUUUAAAAUAUUCUCGUGAAGCAUCGAACAUCUGAUUUAGAGUAGAUUUUACCUCAUAUUUUUAUAGUCAGCACUGUAAAUUAAUGGCCAAAAAAAGAUUGUGUAGAAGUGUGAACACAUGAAGGUUUUAAUAUGUCAUCCAGGCCUUCGUGUAGAAGUAUUGGCAGGAGAAGAAAAUUUAAUACUUAGAAAUUCAAAGUAGUCUAAAUAGUGUGUACAUUUGGCUCUGCACAACUUAGAGGGUUUAGAGUUGGAAUGAGUAAAUAUGAUCACUCAAACAAAAAAUGGUAAGGAGAUUUAAAAAAAAAAAAGGUUUUUGCACCUACGCUACAGAACAUGUACACGUCGAAGACUAUUUCAUAGACAAAAUCGUCUUUGAAUCCUAGGAUAGUGGAUUCACUAUUCCGAUUCUGUCUUUGACAAUGAGACGCAUUUGUUAUUAAAAAAAAAAAAGCCUGUUUCAAAUCCUUCCCUUAGUUUAUAAAUGCCAUAUUUUGCUACAUCCACGAUCCACCUCUAAACUCUAUUCAGCCGUUGUGAUGAAAGUGCUGGAAGGCUGUCCUCUGAGCAACUCGUUUAAUUUUAAUUUAUAGAAUGAACAUCAGGGCUGUAUUUCAGAGUUGUAAAUAAAAUGAGUUCUUAAUGCCGUUCAUGAAGAAUGUUUUGUAUUUGCUGCUGUAUUCUUUGUUUAUCUUGGUUUUGCCACCUCUCCACGAAUGCGGCAUUAUCCCUAGAUUAUGCUUAAGUACAUCUAUUGCUGUUGGCGGUGAAUUAAGAACUAGUUGUAAUUUUCCCCGCUGUGAAAACGUUGCCUUGCAUUUGACAGAGUUUCGUGAACGGUCACCUAAAGAAAACCGAGCUCAUUAAUGACAGACUUGCUUUCUUCGCCCGUCCUAGGAGUUUGACUCGGAGAAUGUUAUAAUAAAUUAAUUUGCUAUCUCUGAUGUACCUACAGUAAAUGCUGCAGUGGAAAUUUUAUUGGCUACUUUAGCUUGUAAAUAAAAAUAUCCUAACUUGGUUAGGGCAACUUCAACUGAAGCUUUUUGAUAGUCAUGUUCACGAGCAUCUUGUAAAUAUGGUAGGUGUAAAUUUUGCGUGUUAAAUGGUGAAGUGUAGAGCAUGUUGAUUUAUUUACUUUGAAGUGAGGUGAAGGAUUAUAGUGCUGCUAGUUCAUGAUGCUAGAUUUAAGGGUCUGUCGGCACAUCCAUUAGAAACACUUACUUUUAUGGAUUUAUAACUUUAAUAAUCCAGAUGUAAUCUCGGAAGUAUUUAAUAUGCAAUAGAUAGCACCUUAACUAAUCUCCAUAUAAAGGAUUUUCAGAUGUAUUUUUCUAAGAAACCCAGAAGCUCCUCAAGCGUUAAACGAUAAUUGGCAUUUUAUUUCGUUUGUUUUCAAUGCCAAGUAAACUAUUCUUAUUGUGGAAUUGGAGUCAGUUACAAAUUAUACAUUUGGUUCUAUCCGUCCUGGAAACUUCCAGAUGGUUUGUAUUUUGAGGUUCGAUGUAUUGCUGAAGAUCCUAGAAAUGUGUAUAUUUAAUCUUUAUUUAUAUUUGAAGAAUACACUUGUCUUAGUAAAUGAAUGGUAACCGUACACAUUUUUAUGGUAGAAAAUUGAAACUAUUGUAUUGUGACAUUAAUUUAUGUAUUCAGAUGCAUGCAAAGCAAAAGUUUUAUAUUCUGUCUUACUACUGAUUUAUAGUCGAAUAAAAUGUGUACUAAAUACAGCAUCUAAAUUUCUUAUCCAGUAUUGCAUGUCCAAAACCUUAAUAAAACACCACAAUGCAUUC
Ornithorhynchus anatinus (platypus) is the source of this 5752-nucleotide messenger RNA. It is a transcript of the gene RAB11FIP2, whose product is annotated as RAB11 family interacting protein 2. Gene Ontology annotation, cellular component: phagocytic cup; endosome. Gene Ontology annotation, molecular function: small GTPase binding. The coding region runs from base 49 to 1749 and encodes 566 amino acids. Gene Ontology annotation, biological process: regulated exocytosis. NCBI's taxonomy places the organism in Eukaryota, Metazoa, Chordata, Mammalia, Monotremata, Ornithorhynchidae. The record is from RefSeq and is a predicted model, not a curated record. The transcript is spliced from 7 exons.